AUGGUCUGUAGUUGGUUAUCACGUUGUAUCUUUGGAGAUGCUGACCCCGAUCAGGACCCAUUGACGAAAGUAUCUACUCCGUCCAGUCCUAAUACCCCGACUGCUAUUACUAUGCCACAGGCUGUACAGCCUCAGCAGCCCGAGAAGUUCCAGCAAUCCGAGGAGCCCGAGGAGCCGUGUCUGUCCCAAGAGUCACAAAAUUCCCAAGAAUCCCAAGAGGCCCAGGAGUCUCAGGAGUCUCAGGAAACAUCGGGUCCAUUGGUAUUAUGGAAACCUCCAAUAGACAGGUUAGGGGAUCUCCCAACCGAGCUUAUACUCGUAAUUUCCGAGUUCCUCCCAAUCACCUGUGUCGCUUGCCUCGCAUUAACAUGCAGACGUAUGGCCAGUAUCUUCGACGCCAGAACUCUGGCGAGCCGCCUCAAUAAGAUGGCAACCCAAAUCGUGGUCAGCCGCCUAGACGGGGAGAUCCUAGGCAUGAGCUACUGUGCCGUCGGCCAAAGACUCGCGCAGUUCACGCCGCACACACUAGUUCCGCAACACUUCUGCUUCCAUUUCCAUCCAGUCGAGAAAAUCAAGGGGCCACUCCACUUUCAACUUGGACAAAGCCUCUUCCACCUUCCCUGGUGUGCCGCCCGCCUCGUCACAAACUACUACACCCUCGGUCCUGAGUAUGGACUUCCGGCUCUUGUUCUGAACUCCACGUUCGACCACCAACACGAGGAGUAUGGCGUACGAUGGAGAGAAAUAUGGGAAGCCAAAGUGAUCAGGGGUAAUCUGGUAUUAUCUUGCACACACAUUCUUUCCCACCGAGACCUCACCGGACGUGCCUUGAAUAGCUAUCUCGGAUCGCAUGCCAUUACCGCGUGCCCUCAUAAGAAACUCCGCGUGUCUAUAUGGUCAUUAGGUCAUGUUCAGAGAUACGGGAGAGGGUGUUGCUGGCACUGCGGAACAGACUGGGCAAUAUCCAUGCUGCGGAGGAGCGGUGGGCGUGGGUGGGUCGCGAAGACGAAGAUAUACCACUUAUUAGGGACUUGUCGGUCGCCUAGUGAUCCAAAAUGGAAGUCCAUGACGAGCAUAUUCAAGUCGUUUAGAGAUGUACCUGGUGGAACUGUGAGUGCGUCGUGGCGAGGAUUUAGUUCCGCCGCAGCUCUGGUACCCACCGUCUCCCGGGGACGGUGUACUGUGCCUACGUUCCUCCCCUGA
Molecule: messenger RNA, 1203 nt
Organism: Hypoxylon trugodes
Lineage: Eukaryota; Fungi; Ascomycota; Sordariomycetes; Xylariales; Hypoxylaceae
Exons: 1
Coding region: 1-1203 (400 amino acids)
Molecular function (GO): protein binding
Source: RefSeq, a predicted model, not a curated record